UAUAUUUAUCCCAUCCCAUAUAAAAUAUCCAUUAAAGAAUUCUUUGAUAAACUUGUUAUAGAUAAAAUAUCACCAGAAUGCGAUAUUUCAAUAAGCUCUUUUGAAAUAAUUGAACGUAUUGAAUUAAGCCAAAUAUUGGGUAGAACAGCUAUUCAAGCUAGUCCUCAUUGUAAAAUAAUAGAAUCAAUCAAGACAUUUG
Racocetra persica is the source of this 199-nucleotide messenger RNA. The record is from the annotation of a GenBank genome assembly. Lineage: Eukaryota; Fungi; Glomeromycota; Glomeromycetes; Diversisporales; Gigasporaceae.